Messenger RNA from Cucurbita pepo subsp. pepo (vegetable marrow), 5983 nucleotides. It is a transcript of the gene ESP4, whose product is annotated as HEAT repeat-containing protein. Lineage: Eukaryota; Viridiplantae; Streptophyta; Magnoliopsida; Cucurbitales; Cucurbitaceae. The record is from RefSeq and is a predicted model, not a curated record.
AAAAAGAAAAAGAAAAUAAGGCUUUGGCCUUCUCUCUCGCUCUGGAUGAGCAGCGAGCUCUGAUUUUUUCUUAAGCUCCCUCCACUCUCCCGCUUCACCCUUCUUUUCGGAACCAGGAAUUCUGUGCAGCGACACUUGAAAUUCGAAGUUCUUCAUCUUCUUCAUUCGAAAGCUAUGGUCGCCGUGAUGGCGGCUGUUGAUUCAAAGGAGAGGCUCUCUCGUCUGAUUAACUCAACCAAGAUUGCUGCAGAUAUUCCUUCCAAGCUUGCUCGUUUGCGUCAAUUAAAGAAUGAUUUGCCGCCGGAAGAUCCUGUUUUACUUACUGAGCUCCUCCCUCGUAUCCUUGAGCUACAGUCUGACCGCUUCAGCCCCAUCCGCAAGUUUGUCACAGAGAUGAUUGGUGAAAUUGGAUUCAAGCACAUCGACUUGUUGCCUCAAAUUGUACCAUUAUUGAUAACAGUUUUGACUGAUGAUACUCCAGCUGUUGUUCGGCAAUCCAUUACUUGUGCCAUUGAUUUAUUUCGCAUUUGUCUUGUAAAAAUUGCGAUGAAGGGUCUGUAUUCUAGCGUGAUAGACAAUUCACUUCAAUCAUUGUGGACAUGGAUGUUAAAGUUCAGGGAAGAGAUAUAUUCAAUAGCCGUUCAUGGAAAUGGUGGAAUGAGUUUGCUAGCUCUCAAGUUUGUCGUAGAAGUAAUUUUACUUUACACACCUGACCCCAAUGGCUCUUCAGAGCCUCCUGCUACUGCAGAAAAUUCUGUCUAUUUUAAUAUAUCGUGGCUUCGUGGAGGUCAUCCUAUACUCAAAAUUAGAGACUUAUCAACUGAAGCCAGUCAAAGUUUGGGUUUGUUGCUCGAUCAGCUCAGAUUCCCAAAAGUGAAAUCUCUCAAUAAUGCAAAGAUCAUUGUGCUCAUUAAUAGUCUUUCAACAAUUGCAAACAAGAGGCCUGCUUUUUAUGGCCGAAUUUUGCCUGUCUUGCUUGGUCUGGACCGGUCAGGCACUAUCUUCAAUGGGUUGCAUGCUCCUGGUGUACAUUAUGCCUUAAAGAAUUCAUUUCUCAACUGCUUGAAGUGUACCCAUCCAGGUGCUUUACCGUGGCGGGAUCCUCUAAUUGGUGCCCUGAGAGAGAUGAAAGUCGGGGGAGUGGCUGAGCCAACCCUUCAUCAAGAUUCAACAGUUAAUGGAUCUGUAAAGGAGGAGCUGAGCGAUGGCCAUUUUACCAAGGAUGAUAAGGCUACUGUUCAAAGAAUUCCUGAUAUUAUGCAUAAUACUUUGGGGAGGAAGAGGUCUGGUGAACCAGACACCUGUGAUUUGAAAGAGGAUGGAAAUGGAUCUGGAAAACGUGCCAGACCAACACCUAAGGUCUCGGAGUCUGAGGAAUCAUUUAAAGAAAUGGAGAGUACUGUUAAGCCUGAACAAGAUACAUCAUCAAGUGGAACAUCUUCAGCAGGAGAAUUGGAUACCGGACCAGCGCACCAACUUGUAGCCAUGUUUGGUGCCUUAGUUGCUCAAGGAGAAAAAGCUAUUGGGUCCUUACAGAUCCUUAUCUCUAGUAUUUCUGCUGACUUGCUUGCUGAGGUUGUCAUUGCUAAUAUGCGUUUCCUUCCUCCUCAUCAGCCUGAUGCAGGAGAUGGAGAACUUCUGCAGAAUAUGUGUAUAAGUGGUAGUGAUGCUCAAGUCAAAUAUCCGUCAUCAUUUGUAGCUGAUGUUCUUUCAUUAUCUAGCACCUUUCCACCGAUUGCAUCAUUGUUGGAUUCUUCUAGGUCAUUAUCUGAUGACACGAAGCCUCAAGAGGGAGGAGACCAUCAUGCAGUUCCUAUUAUUGACAGUGCUGGGACAAAUGAUGAUUCUGAAAAUGCUAUAACGCCAACUAGUUUACCUGUUUCCAAAGCAUCUAUAUCUGAAGCGGAAGAAGUUUGUUCAAUCAUUCCAUCUAGUAUACAUGAUGUGGCCAAUUUAGAGAGUGGGAUACCUGGGCUCGAUUCUUCUGUUCAAAGUGAUGGGUCAUCAGAUCAUGUUGUUACUCCCUCGCUUGCAUCAUCUGGUUUUGACGAUUCUAAUCAAGAGAACAUUUCAACUUUGGAACUAAGCUCCUCCUUGAAAUUAUCAGUUUCUAGAGAAAAAUCAGAGGAGCUUAGUCCAAAGGCAGUUGUUUCAGAUGUCAACAGCUUGGCCUCUUCAACUGCAACUUCUGCGGGGUUGUCUUCUCAGUUGGUCUUGCCCAAGAUGUCAGCACCUGUUGUUGACCUUGUAGAUGAAGAGAAGGAUGAAUUACUAAGACUGGCAUUUGUGCACAUUGUUGAGGCGUAUAAGCAAAUAGCAGUCGCUGGAGGUUUGCAAGCCCGCUUUUCUCUAUUGGCAUAUUUAGGAGUGGAGUAUCCCUUGGAAUUAGAGGCAUGGAAAGUGUUGCAAAACCAUAUAUUGGCUGAUUAUGUAAACAAUGAGGGACACGAGUUGACUUUGCGGGUUCUGUAUAGGUUAUUUGGAGAGGCAGAAGAGGAACACGAUUUCUUUACAUCUACGACUGCUGCUUCAGUAUAUGAGACAUUUCUUGUCACUGUGGCAGAAACACUUAGAGAUUCUUUUCCUCCAUCGGACAAGUCAUUGAGUAGAUUGCUUGGUGAAGCUCCUUAUCUACCAAAGUCAGUCAUAAACCUGUUGGAAUGCAUGUGCUCUCCUGGAAACAGUGAAAAUGCAGAUAAGGAUCUCCAAAGUGGUGAUCGUGUAACUCAAGGUCUUAGUGCAGUGUGGAGUUUAAUUUUAUUGAGACCCCCUAUCCGCGAUGUCUGCUUGAAAAUUGCCUUACAGAGCACUGUGCAUCUCUCUGAGGAAGUGAGGAUGAAGGCAAUUCGUCUGGUUGCUAACAAGCUUUAUCCUAUACCGUCCAUUUCUCAACGAAUAGAAGAUUUUUCUAAGGAGAUGCUGCUUUCUGCCAUUAGUGACCUUGUAACAGAUGCGACAGAUGCUGAUGGAUCAGUAUCAGAAUCACACAAGCAGGAUGUUCAUCCAGAAAAAUCUUUAAUUGAAUCUAGUGCCGUUAGUAAAGAUAUAUCCUCCGAUGCUUGUCCUUCAUCCAUUUCACAAGCUGACACAUCUCUUCCAAUCUCUGAGGCCCAGCGUCGGAUGUCCUUGUACUUUGCACUUUGCACAAAGAAGCACUCACUUUUUCGCCAAAUUUUUGUCAUGUAUAAAAAUGCCUCAAAAGCAAUUAAGCAGGCUGUUCAUGACCAUAUCCCAAUACUUGUCCGCACAAUGGGCUCAUCCUCAGAUCUUCUUGAAAUUCUUACUGAUCCUCCAAGUGGAAGUGAGAAUCUUGUAAUGCAGGUUUUGCAAAUUCUGACAGAUGGGAUUACUCCUUCGUCUGAGUUAGUUUUUACCGUAAGCAAGUUAUACAAUUCAAAACUAAAGGAUGUGGAGAUUAUGAUCCCUGUAUUACCAUAUCUACCAAAAGAGGAGGUCAUGAUGAUUUUCCCCCAGAUUGUGAAUCUUCCAGGUGACAAAUUCCAAGCAGCACUUCUGCGGAUAUUGCAGGGAUCAUCUCAGUCUGGGCCAGUUCUAAAUCCAGCUGAAGUUCUAAUUGCUAUUCAUGGAAUUGAUCCUGAUAGAGAUGGAAUUCCUCUCAAGAAGGUCACAGAUGCAUGCAAUGCUUGCUUUGAGCAGCGUCAAACUUUCACGCAGCAAAUCAUUGCAAAAGUUUUGAAUCAAUUGGUUGAGCAGAUUCCUCUUCCAUUAUUGUUCAUGCGCACGGUAUUGCAAGCCAUCGGCACUUUUCCAUCACUGGUAGAUUUUAUAAUGGAGAUUCUAUCUCGUCUUGUUGGCAAGCAGAUAUGGAAAUACCCCAAGUUAUGGGUAGGCUUCUUGAAGUGUGCACUCUUGACAAAGCCUCAAUCCUUUAAUGUGCUGCUUCAGGGUUUGAGGAUGCAUCUGAGGUCAUGGCUUGACUUAUGGGUCCCUGAUGGUUGGCCAGUCAUCCUCAGGGCAAAGCUUUGGACUACAGUAGGGGUAGGAGCCAUUCGGUGUGUGUAUGGGAUUCCUCACCUGAGUGGUCUGAAAUCAGAGAGAAAAAGAACUAACUACUAUUUUCCUUACCUUAGGGGAUUAGGCUGCGGUUCAUACUCCUGUCGUUUGCUUUCUGCCAAGUAUCCAUGUUUGGCUUGUUUAUUAACUUCUUGAUCCAUAUGACAAUCCUCACUCGAAUCCUCAGCAAAAACCUUGUAGGAGCAAGGUUCCUUGUAAGGGAUUCGAAGGAUGAUGCCAAAUCAAGUGAGGGACUUCCAUGUGAUGGACAAGCUAUGUGAAGAAGAUCGACUAAUUUUCUUAGUUGUUGCUCUGUUUCCCCUAUAAUGAUCAUCGAAAGCAAUGGGGAGUCUUUUGGUCUAUAGUUAUUGCUAUGGUGGAGAAGUUCCAGUUCAGGUGAGGUGGGUGGUUUUAUUCUGCCAUGGGAGGGGUGGAGAAGCGUAGUGUUCAUGAGGGAAGGAUGAAGGGGAGGGACGAGGGUGAAAGAGAACAGAUAGAUGCGAUACCGAUAGGGUUAUUUAUUGCUUUGAUAACAAAACACAAUUUCAUCCCAAAAGAAGAGCUAUAGAAAGAUUACCACCAUGAGGCAUGAGCGAAAAUACAUUUACAAGAAAAGCCUCCAGUUAUCAUUCAUAAGAAAGAAAUAUAGUUGCAAAAUGGCUUUCCCUUUAAAAGUUUGACAUCUGAACAAUUGGAAUAACGCGUUAAAUAUCCUGCACAAUACCCCGUCCAAAAUUAUUCAGCAGGUUGGCCCAGCAUUUAUUGAAAUAGGAAUAAAGAAAGAGAAUGUGGCAAUGAUCUUCGGCAGACUGGUAGAAAUUUUGAUCCCGCCAUCUAGUUAUUUUUUCAGGAAUAUAACCUUGCUUGAUAGGGUUACAGAGAAAUCUCUUUAGAGCUCAGGUUAAUUAAGUUUUUUCGAUCUGAGCGGGACUUAACUUCAAGCUCUUUCCAUUAAAGUUAAACAAGCUCUUUCCAUUAAAGUUAAACAAGCCUUUUCCAUUAAAAUUCAACUAGCCGACAGUCUUCGUCAUCUGAUCACCAAGAACUAUGGUCCUGCUUCCUAGCAUGACAAAGAAGUUAUGGUCCUGUGGACUGGGUUCAGAGCGCUUUUUUGAUUAUGAGUUUAGUUUAGUUGUUGAUUUUAGAUUAAUUAGUAUUUUUGAUUUAAUAGUUACUUGUUUUAUUCUUUCUGUAAGGCCAUAAAUAGCCACUAUUAGAAAUGUAAUGGGAGCUUUUAAAUACUAUUUUGAUAUAGAAUUUUGUUUUAAAGAGUGUUCUCUUAACCUUAGGGAUGGAUUUCCCUUGUUUAGCCAUGGAUUUGGCAUCAUCUCUAAUCUUUUGCAUCAUGGCCUUUCAUUAAAAACCAGCUUUUAUAGGUUUUGCAGAUUCUGGACAUUCAGGAGGAGCCUUAAGGUAGUGUUUUUCUCCAAUAUCCCUUUUAAAAGGACCUUAGGAAGUCCCCGAAAUCGAAGCUGGCUGGCACAGCGGUAAAAGAAGAGAGCCUUCGAGUAAAGAAUCUGCAAGGCCAAAUGGUUUUGGGAGGGGUUGAAAAUUUUAGUUUAUUUAUUCUAAGUGCCUCUUUCAAUUCCUUUUAUGGCAAGUUUAGAGGUCUCUUAAAGCCUUGAGGGAACUUAGACGAAACGUUCUCCCAUCUCCUUUUCUCUUGGAUGUUAUUAGUAGCUUGGUGGCUGAACCUUUGCGAACUGGAGUUCUUGAAGUCCUUCAAAUUGCUCUAAUGUUGUAGUUUGCUCUAGGAUAUUAAAGGAUGCUGCAGCAGUAGGACUAGGAGCAUGGUUCAAUAUUUGAGAUAUAUUGUAUCGAUCAUCGACGAAGUCUCUAAAAGGCUUCCAUCUAUUGUAACAAUGAUCUCGACUACAAAAACCUUGUAGGACUAGGACCAUUGGUUGAGACCUUCUAUAAAAGGUUGAUUUGACUAUAUAUUUAUAUGAUAUGAACUACAUUCUACAAA